Liolophura sinensis is the source of this 3423-nucleotide messenger RNA. Its product is annotated as cytochrome P450 3A19-like. The transcript is spliced from 8 exons. The record is from RefSeq and is a predicted model, not a curated record. Gene Ontology annotation, cellular component: membrane. Lineage: Eukaryota; Metazoa; Mollusca; Polyplacophora; Chitonida; Chitonidae. Gene Ontology annotation, molecular function: iron ion binding; heme binding; monooxygenase activity. The coding region runs from base 1 to 1119 and encodes 372 amino acids.
AUGCUGGUUGCCAUUGUGGCUGAGGAGGUAUCCUUGAAGUGGGCUGCGUCCAGUAACACUGAUGACCAAAUUCCACUUCAGAAGCACAUGAUAGACCUGGCAAUCAAAGCCAUUGCCCUGACGGCUUUUGGAGAAUGCUUUGAAGACAGUGAAAACAUUAACCGUCUACAGAAUAGCUAUGACCUGUGCUGUUUCAUUGUCCACACCCCUGUUCCUUUGUCCACAUUUCUGUUUUAUGACCCACAAUCCCAUGUCUCUGUCCACAAUCCCAUUCCUUGGUUCACAAUCCUUUCACCGUAUUACCUAACAGGUUUGGGAGGUGAUAGAGGAGUCUCUUACAGUGGUUUCCCUGAGCCAGGAACUGACAGGUACAAAAGGUUUCAGACAGGGAAAUCUACAAUAUACAGAAUUGUUGAGGAGGUAAUUCAGCAUAAGCAGUUGGAGAGGGCAAGGGAUGACAAGGUUCUGUUCAUAGACUACCUCAUGUCCCUGGACUCGCCCAUCAACCUGGAUCGUGUCUUUGCCGACGGCCUCAGCUAUAUGAUUGGUGGGUUCCACACCACAGGAAACAUGCUGACUUGGGCUCUGUACUUCCUGGCCUGUGACCAAGAUGCUCAGGAAAAGCUGGCCACAGAAAUACAGACUGUGCUGGGUGGAGAUAAUGUUAACCCUACAAACAUCAACAAUCUGACAUACCUUCGCCAAGUUCAAGAGGAGACACUGAGGUGCUCAGUUGUGGCUUCCUGGGCUGCUAAGUUCCUUGAUGAUGACGUGGAGCUGGGGGGAUACCUCAUACAGAAAAGGACCCCAAUAAUAACUGCCCUGGGAGUCAUGUUACAAGAUGAGAAGUACUGGCCAGACCCUACAAGAUUUGAUCCGGAGAGAUUCAGCGCAGAAAACAUGAAGAAGCGGCAAGGUCAUGUGUUUUCUCCGUUUGGUCUGGCGGGGAAGAGGAUUUGCCCCGGUUACAGAUUUGCUUACGUGGAGACCGCCGUUGUCCUGGCAACGCUAGUUGGGAGGUUCUGCUUCAAGCUGGUUGAAGAUCAGAACAUAAAGCCUGUCUUUGGACCUGUGACUCAUGUCAGUGAGGAGGUGUGGAUUAAAGUUGCUAAGCGAUGAGGUGGCAAUGAUUGACAGCUGAACUUGAUACAGGUAUAUAUUCAUGUAUCUGACUUGAAAAAAGUACUAUAUAUUCUGUUUAAAAGAUAAAUGAAAGAAUAAAAAUGGUGAUGGUAAAUGUUGAGUGUGUAAACUAAUAAUACAGAAAAGAAAAAGUUUACUUAUUUAGGGGGAAUAUUAAUUAGAAUGCUUGUUGAUACAUAUUUUCUGUCAGAAUUAUUUCUAUAAGUGAUGCAAAAAUCAGGCGACUAUCACAGGUCUACAAUUAUAUACGUGUAUACACUGCCGAAACCUGUCUCCACAAUCUGAUUUCUUGUAUUGGUUUAUCGAAUUCUAACUGGAAGAACAUUAUUUUAUACAAGCAUAAAGCAAAAUUAUGCUUCACGAACCCUUUAAGUCAUAAGUUCAAAUUUGUCCUAUUGGGUAACCAGCUGAAAACAGAACAAACUGUGUUUUAAAAGCUGGAUUCACAGGCCAUGAUUUGUUCAUAUUUACAAAUCAUAAUAGUUUUCUUCUGGUUUUAAUUUGACAAUUCAGCCAAUACAGCAAGUCAGACAGCUUAACUGUUUUAUACAUGCGGCUUAAAAGUGUAAAUAUAAUAAAGUAAUCAAGUAUUUUCUGAGAGGUUUGGGGAAAGGCCGCAAUUUACAGACUAUUUUCUAAAUGUUAAUUAUUGUCCACUUUGUAUUAACAUGUUUUUGAAUCAUAAUUGUCAACUUCAAAUGGUCCAUUCAUUUAACACAGGGCCUUCAUGCACACUGACAUGAACUUUGAAUAUAGCAGCUGUCGCAAAGAUGCUUUGGUUUCUGUCUCGUAUAAAUAAUGUCUUGAACGGCUGAGUUUCAUUCUUGGUAAAAUUAGUUUUUAUGAAAAACAAGUUUACGAUAAAUAAAAAGUAAUUAAAUUCUGUUUGUGAAAUAAUGUUUUGAAAAACUGUGUACGUUCUUACACAGAAAGUUGUUUCCAUAAAAUGGUGAUAUAUUUUCUGCUUUUAUACAUUUUAUGAAGUGCCAAUUCCUUACAUGAAAUGAUUUAUGAAACUGUCAGUUUGUAACAAAUAGUGCUUCCUUUUUUUUAAACACCACAGAAAAAUGCCUUAUUUUGAGCCAAUAUAACCGAGAAUAGUUUCAGAGAAUAAUUCGUUACAUGAAAUAAAAUUUUGUCAAACUGUGUCAGUUUGUAACAUUUUGUGCCAUAAUAAACAUUAUGAUAAUAUAAUUAUAAUAUACAUUAUACCUGAUGACAGAUUGUGCCAAUUCCGUUCAUGUUAUUUUUGUACCACAGAAAAAUGCUGUAUUUAUGUUACUUUACAGUCCCAAAAACGAUUUCACACAAAAAUGAAAAAUUUCGUUCCAGUAUAGAUUUGAUCAAGUGCUAAUUCCACAUGUGAAACCAUAUUUUGGGAAACUGUGUGAGCUCGUAAAAAAUGGGGCUACUUUUUUUUUGUACCACAGACAAAUGUUUAUGUUUACCUCACUUAUUAUCGAGUGCUAAUUAUAAUUGCCGACAAUAUUACCGAUCAUUACACUUUUUAUUAAGUAUAUACGUGGAUGUACUUAAAAGUAAGGCAGAUGGUUUUUAAGUAGAAAAUAAUAUUAUGUGGAUGUAUACUCCAGAAUAUAGAUGUGUUAUAUGUAGCAGCAAAGUUUUAACAUAUGCAAUUAAUAAAAUGUUAGCAUAUAAAGCUCACAGUUUAUUAACCAAGAUGUUGUGAAGCUCUCAAUAAAGCUACGUGUUGUGAAGCUCUCAAUAAAGCUACAUGAACUUCAGGAAAUCUGACAACGAAGGAGUCCCAAGAGUGCAUGUACGUGUAAUGUGCCUCCUUGUUCUUAUUGUACCUGAUGCUGCUUCACUGAGACGACUUACCAAAGUGAAAGUAAGCCGCCUCGCCCAAGCCAUUAUACUGAUACUUGUCAACCAGUCGUUGCACUACCCUCUUAAUGCUCAACGCCAAGCGAGGAAGUGCAACUUCCUGUCUUAAGGUCUUAAGUGUGGCCCUACCCAGGAUUGACCCUGGAUCUACCGCCCCCAAAGCGAAUGCUCUACCAUCAGGGCCGGUCUUCAGAAAUAGAGCGAAUCUUCUGAUGCUGUUGAAGAAGAAUAAUGCAAAAUAAUGAACAUAUAUUUGAAGUACUGUACUGAUUGCUCAAACAUAAAACACACGUAUGUGUAGUUUCUCACGCGACUCAGGACGGUUUUGCUACAACAGCUUGGCAUUUCAGAAAUACAUACAGUACAUGAUAACAGUCAACACAGUUGGUUACAUGUUGGUUUGUUUUUUGUUUAAAAGAACAGCACGUCGAU